This is a messenger RNA of Nematocida minor, 1545 nucleotides long. RefSeq lists its product as uncharacterized. The transcript has a single exon. NCBI's taxonomy places the organism in Eukaryota, Fungi, Microsporidia. The coding region runs from base 1 to 1545 and encodes 514 amino acids. The record is from RefSeq and is a predicted model, not a curated record. Gene Ontology annotation, cellular component: microtubule organizing center.
AUGAACACACAGCUGCCAAUAAAAGAGUACGACACGUCCCUGGAGAAGCUGGAAAAAGAGAACUUUGAUUUGAAGCUGCAAAUAUCCCAUUUGAAGGCCAAGUUAAACGAGCUAACAAACUCCUCUCUCACUUUCAUUCCCACCUGCGACUGCAAAAGAACAAAAACAGAGACGAAGGAUGUCCUUACAGACGUGAAAAAAGAAGUAGAAAAAUUGCUGGAAAUAAAUGAAGAGGUGAAAAGCGAAAAUGCAGAGCUAAAAAACAGAAUAGAAGAAGUGUUCGAUGAAAACAGCUCGCUGAGAAAGGACUGCAUAAGACUGUCGCAGCACAUAAAAGAAAAAACAGCCCAAGAAGAAGAGACCAAACAGAUACUCAGCCAGAUGAGAGAGGAAAUAGAAACAGUGAAAGAAGAGCUAGAGGACAUGGAGAACAUAAAAAGAGAAAAAGCAAAAACAGAAGAAGAAUACGAGAGACUGAGCAGAGUGGCAAAGACCAUGGAGAAGGAGCAUAAGAGCGAGGUGGAUAGGAUGAAGAGCGCGAACACAAAGAUGCAGCAGCAGAAUGCACAGCUGCAGGAGAUUGCACACCAAAUGACGCAGCAGAUAGAAGAGUCUGCCAGGAGUAACCACCAACUCACAAACGAAAACCACAGCAUAUCAAACCAAAACCAAAAACUGACCCAGAAGAUAAACAGCUUAAACGGAAUACUGAAGAACCUCCAGGACCAGGUCGAAAUAAAAGCACAGGAAACAUACAAAACGAAGGAAAUAGGAGAAAGGCUGGUGCACGAAAUAAAAGCAAAAAAUAAACAGACACAGGCAGAGAAAGAAGAAAUGGAAAAAAGAGCAGAGGAAAUCAUAAAAGACAGAGAGGGGAAAAUAGCACAGCUCCAGAUGUCUCUGAAUAAAAUGAACACAGAAGUCCAGCACAACAACAUACAAAUCUCCAGAAUCCAAAAUGUGUUCAGCGAGUACAUAAAGUACAUCGCAGCCCUCACGGGAAGAGUGGCAAAUGUAUCCACGGAAAUAGAUAGAGCAAAGUCCAGCCAGAAAGCAUUCCAGGAAGAAAGAGAGAAAGUAAAAACAGACAGAACGAAAGAAGCGCUGGAAAUGGUAAAGAAAGAAAAAGACACGCUCGAGGGAAUAAUAAGAGAGGCAAAGAAAGAGAUAGAAAAAACAAAGUCGGAUAAAAACAAGCUGCUGGAGGAAAGAGAAGAUCUGAUAAACAGGCUGCACAUCACCCCAAGCACGCUGAAAAUAGCCCGAGAUCUGGGGGUAAAUGAAUUCACAACAAUAAACAACCUUUUUCUCACGUGGAAGGAGACAAAAGAAAGAGCAGAGCAGGAGGCCGCGCUGAAAAACAGAAGAGAGGAGGAAAAAAGAAACAGAAAGCUAGAAGAGUUCCAGACAAAGCUGCAGGCCGCCCUUUCAGAGCUGCACUUCUGCAGAAACUACCUGGAAGAAAAAAAGAACAUCAUCAAAGCCAUAAAAAAACAGAACAGCAACCCAUCGCUCUUCAAGAAGAUAGACAUAUCGAACGAAUAA